Molecule: messenger RNA, 1618 nt
Organism: Notothenia coriiceps (black rockcod)
Lineage: Eukaryota; Metazoa; Chordata; Actinopteri; Perciformes; Nototheniidae
Product: olfactomedin-4
Exons: 3
Coding region: 616-1314 (232 amino acids)
Biological process (GO): signal transduction
Source: RefSeq, a predicted model, not a curated record
AUGUAUUAUUUUAUUUUUUGCCUUUACAAGCAUCAAUACAUGUAUUUAUCAUCUGAUUGUGGCGAUACAAGUUUCAAGGUUCUGAAAGCCAAGACUUUGUUUGUUUCAAAUAAUCCAAAACCCCAAAAUGACCAACACACAAGAUUCUGACAUAAAUCCAUGUUUAUUUUGGCAUGUGCCAUUUCAACAUCCGACUGAUUUUGGGUCUUAAAUACACUCAUUGGCUCUGAUGGUUCUCUGUGUGCAGUGUCUACACUAGAGAGUGGCACUUCAAACAGUUAAAGGUCACUCAGAGCUGUGAAGGGCCCUCCUCACUGAGAGCUAAUGCAGGGUAUAAAUGAACCGUAAGAAGCUCUCAGCACCAAUUACCACAAUUCACAAGCAUUUAUCAACCCAUGGACACCUCACCUAGUCAGCUGUACUCAUUUAGUACUAUUUAUUUUGCCUCUUUCGUAUAAUAUUUUCCCCUAAGGUAACUGCCCCCACGGUCAGUUUGUGAACAUCACGGGGCCCAGAGUGCACACAGUGGGAGAGUUCCCAGGCGCCUACAAGUACGGAGCCUGGGGGCGGGACCCCAAACCAGAGGCGGGGAAAGAGAGCUGGCAUUGGCUGGUGAUGUUGACUGUCGGCAACAAAUUCUCCAACUACGUGCGUCUCUACUCCAGCCUGAGUUCUCUCAUUGUUGGGGUUAGCAUACCAGGUAACGUCCUGAUCAGCCCCUCUAACCCGACCACCAACACUAUCCAGGGUCCAAAUAUUGUGAUAUAUGGAGAGGCCUUGUACUACAACUGUUACAACCAAGAUGCUGUUUGUCGAUUCAACCUCACCAGCACAACUGUCACCACCGUGCAACUACCCAAAGGCACCAGGUUUAACUCAAAGGGUAACUUCUGCCACCUCGAUGAAUGUUACCUUUUCACGGACCUGGACCUGGCGACAGAUGAGUCGGGCGUUUGGGUGAUCUACACCACCAACCAGGACUUUGGAAACCUGGUGCUGUCAAAGGUGGAGGAGGGCGAGCCGCUGAGGCUCGGCCAGACCUGGCACACUUCGGUCUACAAGCAGGGGGUGACCAACACCUUCAUGGCCUGUGGCGUGCUGUAUGCCACGCGGUACGUCGACAAACUCACCGAGGAGAUCUACUUUUCAUUUGACACGACCACAGGCGAGCAAAAGUUUAACCUCGGUAUCUUCAUCAAAAAGAUGUCUCCCAACAUCCAGGCCCUGAACUACAGCCCUGUGGAUCAGAUGCUACAUGCCUACUGCGACGCCCUCAUGGUCUCCUAUAAGGUUUUGUUUGAAGAAAUGUACUGAACAUUUCAAUGAAAGCCUAUUUAUGAACAAUGGCUGCCGUGCUAUUUACCAGCAAGUAAAAUUAAGGAUAAUUCCUUGAAAAAGGUUAGCAACAAAGCAUUGAGCAAUUGGGAAAUGACCUGUACUAUACAUGGUAAAUGUACAUGGUUAAUUCCGCAUUAUGUAUAUUUGAAUUGCCAAACUUCAAAGCUGAUUUUUGAGAGAGUUUGGAGACAUAACAUUAGGAUUCUCCGUAAUCAAUCUAUUAGGUGAGGAAGAAAUGAUAAAAAUAUGAUGUGAAAACAUAAUAAAAAUGAUUUUAAAA